Messenger RNA from Pongo pygmaeus (Bornean orangutan), 4056 nucleotides. RefSeq names its product collagen type XXVI alpha 1 chain (gene COL26A1). Gene Ontology annotation, molecular function: protein binding. NCBI's taxonomy places the organism in Eukaryota, Metazoa, Chordata, Mammalia, Primates, Hominidae. Bases 389 to 1591 code for a protein of 400 amino acids. The transcript has 12 exons. The record is from RefSeq and is a predicted model, not a curated record.
CGGACCUGAAGAAGGUUUGGUUUCAAAGGUUCUAAAGUGUGUAGCGAGGUCUGGCUUUCGGGGUGUUAGGCUCCAGGGACCUCCUGCGGAGCUCUCACCCUAGCUCUGCCGCCACUGCCGCCUCCUCGGCCCCGGACAGCCGAGGGUUAACAAGAAAGCCCCACGCCCCCUUUGACGGCUUAGAGCCCACCUCGCCGAAUUUGAAAAGGCGGCCCCGGAGAGGCGUGGGCGCCCCCCACACACUUCCAGCUCGCAGCCGGGCUCCGAUCUCUCGCCCCGCUCCUCUCGCUCUGCUCCCGGCCGGGGCCGCGGGUUCGGUCCGGGCGCCGGUGCGCUCCUGCCGGUCCUCGUGCCCGGGACUCCGGGUCCCCGCGGGCUGCUGCGCACGAUGAAGCUGGCCCUGCUUCUGCCCUGGGCGUGUUGCUGCCUCUGCGGGUCGGCGCUGGCCACCGGCUUCCUCUAUCCCUUCUCGGCCGCAGCCCUGCAGCAGCACGGCUACCCCGACCCCGGCGCCGGCUCCCCUGGCAGCGGCUACGCGAGCCGCCGUUACAGGACUCUGAUCAGACCCACCUACAGAGUGUCUUACCGCACGGUGACGGCGCUGGAGUGGAGAUGCUGCCCUGGCUUCACCGGGAGCAACUGUGAUGAGGAAUGCAUGAACUGCACCCGGCUCAGUGACAUGAGUGAGCGACUGACCACACUGGAGGCCAAGGUCCUCCUGCUAGAAGCAGCAGAACGGCCCUCCAGCCCGGACAACGACCUGCCGGCCCCCGAGAGCACUCCGCCGACCUGGAAUGAGGACUUCCUCCCUGAUGCCAUCCCUCUUGCUCACCCUGUGCCACGACAGAGAAGGCCCACGGGCCCAGCCGGGCCCCCGGGGCAGACAGGACCACCAGGGCCUGCAGGCCCCCCCGGGUCUAAAGGAGACCGAGGCCAGACAGGAGAGAAGGGUCCAGCGGGGCCCCCUGGGCUCCUGGGGCCUCCAGGGCCCCGUGGGCUUCCUGGAGAGAUGGGGCGCCCCGGCCCCCCGGGACCACCCGGCCCAGCAGGCAACCCAGGCCCCUCACCAAACAGCCCCCAGGGUGCCCUCUACUCCCUGCAGCCGCCUACAGAAAAAGACAAUGGAGACUCAAGGCUGGCCUCUGCCAUCGUGGACACAGUGCUGGCAGGCGUCCCAGGACCCCGGGGUCCCCCUGGUCCACCAGGUCCCCCUGGGCCUCGAGGUCCCCCAGGACCCCCAGGAACACCUGGAUCCCAGGGCCUGGCUGGAGAGCGAGGCACGGUGGGGCCGUCCGGUGAACCUGACGUGAAGGGGGAAGAAGGAGAGAAAGCCGCCGCUGCAGAGGGCGAGGGGGUACAGCAGCUGAGAGAGGCCCUGAAGAUCCUGGCAGAGCGAGUCCUCAUCCUGGAGCACAUGAUUGGGAUCCACGAUCCCCUGGCCUCCCCGGAGGGAGGUUCUGGCCAGGAUGCUGCCCUGAGAGCCAACCUCAAGAUGAAGAGGGGUGGCCCCCAACCCGAUGGGGUCCUUGGUGCCCUGCUUGGGCCCGACCCUGGACAGAAGAGCGUGGACCAGGCCAGCAGCAGGAAGUGAGAGCCCACUGCUCCAGGACACCCUGUCCUGGUUAGAGACCCAGCCCCAGAGGCCUGAGCUGCCGCUGGUUCCUAAAGAUGCCCCCAGGGGAACUGGGCUCCAGGCAUGGAUGAUUGUGAGGACAUGGGGGGCUUUGAGGACAGAUAAUGUCUCCAGGGGCAGGGUCUGGAGGGGCCAACACCCUCAUCAGAGCCCUUCUCUGGCCUGUCCCCUCCCCCACCCCCACUCCCGGCUGGAGACGGGGUCUGGGUGGGCUGGGUGCUGGGAAUGAGAAUAAUCCUAAUACCCAUCAUUUAUUGAGUCCCUGCUGUAACUGGCCCUGUCCAGGAAACUUUCGUUACGUUGUCUCAUUAUUUAACCCUUAGGAGGUAAGCUUAUUAUCCCCACUUUGCAAGGGGACCGAGGCUCGGACGGUAGAAAUAACCCUCCCUUGGCCACCGGAUCACGGGUGGCAGGGGCGGGAUUUGAAUCUAGGCCCCUCAGUUCCUGAAGCCAUGUUCUCUCGACCCUGCCAGCUUCCCCUCUUCAUGAGAAAACUCAGACAGGGAGGGCGCAGGGCCAGACGGUUCCUUAAGGCAGGCAGGGCUGUGGGGAGGCUGGGCCAGCCAGCCUGAGGGGAUAGGCAGGGUCCUGCAGGGCCUGGGGCUUCCCUUCCUCAACCCGCUUCCCCACUGGCUGGGGGAGCGGCCUGGCCUGCAGCUCUCAGAGGCCAGGGAGACCCUGAAUAAAUCACUGCCAGCCACGUGGACUUGAGGACCUUGAGAGAGCAGCACUGGGGGUGCAAGGGCCCCUAAAACCAGAUUGGCAUCCCCGGCCACUGCCUCCCAGUCUCGCUGAGCCCACCCGCCCUCUCUGGGUCCGUCCCAUCCCUGAGCCAGGGGAGGCACCAUUUCACGGGCAUGUCUAUCAGAGGUGGGACCUGCAGCCUCUGCCCCACGAGUUUGUCUCUCAGGGGACUCUGUAGGUUUGCUACUUUUGCAUGACAUAGCAAGUCCAAUGUCCCCUUUGCAAACUGCAGAAAGGGAAACAGAGUCCCAGGCCUGCUGGGAAGAGAUGCUCCUGCCUCCCACCUUCCAGAGUUGGGGGCCUGGCAGGCUCCACGGCAGGCACCAUGUCCCUAGCAGCCCAGAACAGCUCUGAUUGGAGCCCUCAAGGCCUCUGGAGCCACGGUCUCCAUGAUCAGCUCAGCCCUGGUGCUCUUCUCUUGCUGGGCUGGGACCUGGGACACAGCCACGGCAGCAAACUCAGAGAAUUGAAGGUGCUGGUGCCACCCUGGGGCACUCUGUCUUCACAGCAGGAGUGACUGUCUCCAGUGCUCUUGGUACUCCUGUUCAGCUGUGGCCUGGUCCCUCUGGGCCCUGGGAUCUUCUUCUGGCCCUUGAGGCAGAUCUGGAGAGGCAGUCUCUGUCUUCAUGGAGGGGUGGUCAGAGGCCGGCGGCACCACCAGCCUGUAGCGUUAUUAUUGUAUCUGACAAUAAAGGUGCUCUCCCCACUGUGGGUCUGUUUGUGUGGUGACAGCUCUGCAGGAGGCUGGUCUGCAUCUCACCAGCCAGGUGCCAGGGAAGCUGUGAGCAGCUCCAGCCAGGCCCGGGGUGACCACAGAGCCUCUGUGGCAGGGAGGUCCAGCUCUGCCCUCUGGAUCUCCAGUGAGGGGGCUGGGAGUGACACACGAUAGGCAAGCCUGAGAUUGGGGCUUAGCCUGCAAGGGCUCUUGGCUUUGCCCAGGAAAGAAUUCAAGGGCAAGCUGGAGGCAGGAGAAACAGCUUUAUUGGAGGGGCAGGGCUACAGCUCCAUGACUGCUCGUGCAGAGCAGGGCUUCUUCCUAGGCAGAGAAUAGCAGCUCAGGGCAGUUCUGCACCAUAUUUAUACCCACUUUUAAUUGCAUGCAGAUUAAGGGCUGGUUUAUGCAGAAAUUUCUAGGGAAAGAGUGGUUAUUUCUGGGUCAUCAGGUUUUUGCCAUGGAAAAGGGCAGUAGCUCCUGAGUGUUGCCGUGGUGAUGGUAAACUGACAUGGCACACUGGUGGGCGUGUCCAAUGGAAAGAUGCUUCCGCUCUGUCCCUGUUUUAGCUAGUCCUCAAUUUGGUCCUGUAUCUGAGCCCUACCUCCAGAGUCAAGAUCUGUUUCUUACCUCCAGAGGGUGAGGGAAGCCCCUUCAGAGGUCACCUCACCCCUCCACCUAACCACACUGUCUGUAAACCGGGCCUGGCCCCCAGCUCUGCAAGAAGGUGAGUUAAGUUGGGCGGCCUCAGGGCUCUGGGCGGAGCAACCCUGAUCCUGCUGCAUGCUCCUGUGCAGAUCUGGGGUCAGUGACAUAUCAGAGACCCCAGGGAGGCCCAUAUACCCUGAUGACAAGUCCCAGGUACAACACAGAGACCCAAACCACUGCUGAAUCACCCUGUGACCUUUGUAGAUAUUAAGCUCCUGCCCUGUGUAUUAGUCUGUUCUCACUCUGCCAAUAAAGAUAC